GUUGGUAAUGGGCUGCUACUCAAUUUAUGAGGUGAAGACUGCAAUUGGGCUGCUGCUGUGUUUUCUAUGGCUAAUGUGUGUUGCUCCAUUGAGACGGAGCCUAGAACAUUGAACCAAGGGCAACUCAGCCAUGCCAUGGAAAUGGCUGCUGAUGUAGCUCAGAAGCUGGAACCAAGAGAAGCUUCCGCCAUAUUCAUUGAGAUGGUGUUGAAUUGGUUGUUGCAGGGAUUGAUAUCAGCUACUGAAAUAAAGGAGGUGGAACUGGCAGAUAAAGAGAAGGAAGUUGAAUGCAACCAAAGGGCUCAAGUUACAGAAAGACCUUGCCAAUGUUCAUGCGACAACAUGGAAUCCCCAGACACGAACAAUAUUCUAAACAAUCUCAAGGAGCCUGUUACUGCCCCUUUCUGAGUGAUGGAUCCUUGGUCCUAGGAUGCUUCUUAUUUGUAUUGGUUUUCUUUUGUGCAUUACUAUCAGUAAUGACUAUGUUGUUAAUAAUGGGCUUAUCAUGUCUAUAUCAUGGUCUUGGGCUAUUACUGGACUGCAUGCUAAUGAGGUUAUUUUGGA
This is a messenger RNA of Theobroma umbraticum, 564 nucleotides long. RefSeq lists its product as uncharacterized. The record is from RefSeq and is a predicted model, not a curated record. Lineage: Eukaryota; Viridiplantae; Streptophyta; Magnoliopsida; Malvales; Malvaceae.